This is a messenger RNA of Cinara cedri, 33832 nucleotides long. The record is from the annotation of a GenBank genome assembly. Lineage: Eukaryota; Metazoa; Arthropoda; Insecta; Hemiptera; Aphididae.
ACGGGGAGGAGGCGUGUGUGUGUGUGUGGAGGGGGAGGGAGGGGAAUACACGGCCCGGAGAGUCCCGCGGCCGAAACCGCGCGGAGUGGUUCGCACUUCAAAACCGUCAUCGCCGCCGUUAUAAUAUUACAAUAACACGCGCGCAGCACACCUAUUAUAUUCCAUCGUGAUGAUGAUGCGCGGUUACCGUCGAGUGUUCUUCCGUAUGUAUACGUAUACGUAUACGUACCUAUACGUAUCAUUAUUAUUGUAACGCACAAUAUUUUGUCGUGUUUUCUUAACCCCGAGAGGAACGUGCUUCGUUUUUAUAAAAAACAAAAAAAACAAAACAUAAUACGCACCUAUAUAUACGGCAACAAUGGCCGCGACCCGUCGAUACCGUCGUAUAAUAAUACAAUAUUCCCGGACGGGACGGGCUUUUUUUCCUUUUUUUUUUUUUUUCUUUUUAAUAAUAUAAUAUAUUUAACUCUCGAGUGGCCUUCCGCGACCCUGCGGUAUUAGUACAAUAUAACGAUAUUACAAUAUUAUCGUAUGUUUAUUUAAUAUCGUAUUAUAAUAUAUAAUAUCGUAUCCCCCAUCGCGCGCCCCAUCACAGACAUUUCGGACUGUAUGAUAUGUAUUAUGACUAUAAUAGUAACAUUAUAAAAUUGCGCAAUUUUAACGCCAUCUACAUAUCUUCUUCUUUGCGUGUCGGCUAGUGAAAUCGGCGAUUUCAAUUGCAUUGUUUUUUCAAUCGUUUUCCCAAAACAUCGGCCUUUCCUCUUGCAUUGGCUAGCAGGAGUAAGAGAUCGCGUCUAAUUUGACGCACUUUUUUUUUCUUCGAAUUCAUUUUUCGUCGGUUCUUAUUUUCAAUAUUGAUAUAAAAUGCGAUAACGCCGAUAACUAAUAUGAAAUAUACGAGAUAAGUGAUAUGUGACAUAAGAAAGUGAUAAAAUAAAAAGGUGUCACAGACAGAUGGAUCUGGGCUUUUAUAUUUUAGAUUUUUGUUGUUCGACCGCUAAAAUGUCUCGUGGUACCGAGACUUUAAUAAACCGAUCACAAAAUAAGACAUUCGAACACGUUGAAAUCUAUUUGAUACUUUUAUCUACCAGUUUUUUCCCAUGGACUUUCGUAUAGCUCUUCUCCCCGAACUCAAAACACCUUUAAAUUUUCAUCAAAAAUACUGGCGUUCAUCAAGGCAUCAUUGCUUGGAAACAAUCGGACAUUAUUACGUAGACAAUUAUUUUUAUUCGGAUUUUACAAUAAAUUAAAAAAUUCUUAGAUGUAUUAACCAAUAUAAUGUAGAUUUACCAAAAUAUUUAUAAUUACGACUGCAAAUUGCAAAGUAACUUUUUAAGCCUGUCAAUCUAAGUGCGCAGUCUUAGUAUGAAUAGAGAUAAUGUUUGUCUUAAUGUUAACAUAGCAACAAAUCCGAUCAAUAGAAAAAAAGUUGCAAAUACAACAUCCAUGCCCUAGUUAUUACUUAUUAGUUUAUUACUGUAUAGUACAAUUUAUUACGAGGUUCGUACGUCCAUGUGCAAAAUGUAUCCUCGCGAUCAAAGUGCGAGAAUUCAAUGUACGAUACACGCACUCCUCUCGAGAUUGUCUCGUCACAAGAUUAAAAAGCAUCGCAUCUUACAUAUUACAUAUUAUAAUAUAACAUACAUAGUGAUGUUGAUCAUAUUAUAAUAUAAUGACGUGAACACGAUAUGUAUCGGUAGACAGCGUGUAUACAGGGCGAGCGUUUCGUCCGUUGGCCGAGUGAUAUUAUUUUUCAUAUAAUAAAUAAUAUAAUAUGGUUUUACGACAAUACGCAUACGUUUGAGCGCGACCGUUAAAAAGUUUGAAGUCGAGUCAAUUAAAACAUUUAACGUUGCUGUUAAAUUGUUACUUUUUUUUUUAUUGUUAUUAUUACUUGACUAUACGUGUAUAUAUUUUAAAAAUGUAUUCAUAUAUACUCGUACCUACAUAAUAUACAGUUUAUACAAACUAAAUCGUCCUAUAUAUAUUUAUAUGCCUUCCUUAGAGCAGUGGCCAUGACAUUUUUUUUUUUUAAAAGAAUUUGAGUGUAGCGAACAAGCUAUGAUAAAUGUUACUAAAAUGUUCUUUUUUUUUACGCCGAAAACGCUCUUUUGCGGGUUGAUAAAAUUGUGUUUAUUAUUCACGAUACACUAUAAAAGAUACGGAUGUUUACUCGGUGGUAAAUACUUUGAAAUAGAUGUCUAGCUUUCUCACUGUUACCUAAAAAUCAAAAAACAAAAAAAACUUACAAGAAAUGUUAAUGCGUUUAUUUAUUUCCGUCGAUUUCUGUGUUAUCUAUAGGCUGGGAAAACAUAAUAACAAUAUGACCUACAAUACAACUACUACUUAUAUAACAUAACCGCUUUUACCAAGCUGUGCGGCUUAGAAUCGUUUUUUAAUCACGAUGAUUAUUAUCGAUGAUAUGAAUAACAAGUGCAAAGCGUGCACGAAGCAUUUUGUAAAAUGUAUACACGUAAUAUUAUUCGUAACUUUGGAUUCUUCGCAACGGAAACACUCGGUAUAUUAUGUAGGUAUGUACUAUAUAUAUAUAUGUAUACAUGUUGUAAUUAUAUUUGGAGCGCAGACGGCAUUUUAUUAUGUAGGCGAUGCGGUAAAACACACUGUAUGAAACACAGACGAACGGUAGGAGAAGGGAGGGUAUAAUAAAAUAUUAUUAUGUGUACCGGCGGCGUGUUAAAUAUUUUGUUUAAAAGCCGUACGCGAACGGUAAUUGGACCGUUUGAACGAGCAAAUGGAACGCGCGUAAGCCAAUUACAUUAUCGUUUCGCUUUUGCGCAACCCCGCGGCAGUGGCGGCGGCGGGUAGAGGCAGGCGCGAAAAUUCAAUUUUGCCGUUCAUCUCGCGCGCAAAGUCGACCCGAAGUGCGAAAACAAUAAUCGCAUUUCACGCGUAUGUUCCCGUCUCGUCUGUUGUAGGUAGGUACCUUGUAUUGUUGUGUACGCUGAAAAAAUAUGAAUACUCGUCGACGCGCAGUCCAAAAUUAUGAUAAAAACGAAAAUAAAAGAUUGUAUUAUGCCAACUGAAAACGAAAACCGAAAAUCUACCGUCUAAACCUGAUAAAUACCGCUCCAGAAAUCUGACUUGGGUGGAUGGUACUUUUUAUGGAGGUAAUUUUUUGAUUUUUCUCCCGGAGUUUUUCCAAUAAAUGCGGAAAACCGGAAAAAAACAUGGGAAAACCGUAGGAAAAACAGGAAAAUAGAUACAAUAUUAAACAAAUAUUAUUAAAUAAAAUAUAUAAUGUUAUUAUUUGACUGUAAUAUCGCAUAAAUAUUGUUGACAAAGCUGCACUAUAUCAAUUUAACUCCGCUCAGAAUCGUUUUUUCGUUAGCAAAGUUGUAUCGUUGCUUACAGAUAUAUAUUGAAUUUCCUUUCUACUACCUUCCCAACUUCUCACCUACAACAGUGGCUGCACCCACGUAUGAAGUUAAUCUGCUUUUUACUGGUUUACGUGUUAUUAUCAUUUACCGUUAUUUCAACCUAGUAAAUAAAUUAUGUAAACAAUACCAUUCAAGAUAACAAAUACGAGGUUUUCUUCUACUAAAAAUAAAGAACGCGCGAAUACUGCUGAUGUGUGUGACACUGUUGCACUUAUAGGUGGAAAUUCGGUACUGUAGGAUACAUAAAGUUAUUUAAUUUAUACUGGGCGAAAUGUUAAAAGUUUCUUUUCUUGAAUUUGGAGAAAGAUUUCUGGAAGAAAAUUAAAAUUGAAAAAAAACUUCUUUAUAUACGUUCUUCCUAUAUGUUUUUUUUCCCGAUUUUACUCUGAUUAUUAUGAAAACUAAAAAACGACGGAUAUACUUCACACGACGUGUGGGCUACUGUUGUAGGUGAGCAGUUAGGAAGGUAGGAUAUAGAAAGGAAUUUAAAUUAUAUCUGUCCGCAACGAUUAACCAUUGCUAACGAAAAACUAUUCGGAGUAAAGUUUCUUCUAUACGUGUACUUACAUUUUCCUGAUUUUUCCAACUAUUAUGAAAACCGUUAAAAAAAUGACUUCUCCAAAUCACCAACUAGUGUCCCCUAGGUUUAUUUAGGUUCUAGGUUAGGUUAGGAAACUAAUAACUAGAAACUUCGGAUGUAAAAACCCAUAACAAUUUUCAAACCAAGUAAAUAUUGAAGUAUUUUACAUAAUAAUAACUAAUAUGUUUAUUAUAUAAUGAUAUAAAUUUAAAACUAUAAAACUGAUUAUAAUAUUAUUGUUUUUCAAGUACGUGAAAAUCGAAUUACACAAUCCCGGUCGACGAAGUCUCGCGCCUAUUAAACUAAUAAAAAAUAUUAUACCGUGCAUGACGAUCACACACGCCUUAUGCUAUAAUAAUAUCAUGCAAACAACCAUACCUGCAAUGGCAAUGAUGAUAUAGUAUUGAUAGGAACACAAUAUCACAAGUGUACAAAACGGUAAUAUGUUUGGUUUUCCGUGCGCGUGUUUACCAAUGUGGUCGUUGGUACCGCGCGUUGAGAAUAAAAAAAUGUUUUGCGGGCGUGGCCACAGACCAGCUAGGGAGCGUUUUAUUAUUAUGCAUAACUCGGAAAAAGGACACGGCGGUGUAUAUUAUUUCGAUCGAUGUUCGUGCUGUUUGAUACACAACCGAUAAAAUAUAACAGAAAUGUGUGUACAUAUUAUACAGUAAGUUGUCGUGCGAAAUCGAUAAGUACUCUGGCGCAACUAGCGGUUGAGUUGCAGGUAAAAUGAACUGAAAUUGGGAGUCCCGAUAUUAUGAGGGUAUCAAAUAAUCGAGUGGUGACAAUCAUUAGCGAAACUAGACGAUUUUAUUAGGACAGGCCAAAUUAAAAAUAUGACAACACAUGCUAAUUACAACUUAUUACUCUACGGGGGAAGUUAUUGAUCAUAAUACACCUGUAACGGAAAAAAACUAACUAUUACUUGACAUAACAUAAAAAUAAACGUCAAAUUAUUUUUAUAUGAUUGAAUUUCAGGUAAUUAUAUCAAACCGGCAUCUACAGUAGGUAUUAACGUAUUACCCAUGCAUCAGUGGCGUAUUUGACUUAGUAUGGGGGAGAGAGGGGCGACACUGAAAUUAUUAUACACAAGCUUAUAUUCUAUCCUAAUGAUCUUUCAUGUAUACCUAUGUAUAUUUUUUAAACAAAAUAUAUUAGGCAUUUUAGAUGCGGAAAUUAAGUUUUUAAUUUAGAAUUCUAUUAUUAUUAUUUUUUUUUUAUAUAUAAUUUCGUCGUCUAAUAGUUGGUAAUAUUUGUAAUAACUGGGCGAAACCGGUUUAAAAAAAAUAUUAUCAUGCCUAACGUAUUACAUGAAUAAUAUUAAUAAAGAAAACUUGUGGACUCCUACUUGGGAUUCCGUCUAGAUUAGGUACUGAAGUACUUUCUAUUGAAGUCGUGACUCAAAACUGUUUUGUAUUUAUUUUCGAAAAAAUUAUAUACUUCAAAAUGUUUGUAAAUUUUUAGUUUACAUCAUUUUUUCCUUUUUUAAAUUGCUUACCAGUGAACUAUAAUCUUAUUAUAAUAAUAAUAAUAAUCUGAUCUAAACUAAGUUAAAAUAUUAUUAAAAAUGUAAAACCUUUAAUGAGUAAGUAAAGAGAACAGGACAUUUUUUUUAUUCUCAAUCAUUGAUACUGUACACAAAACACAACGAAUUUGGGUUACCAAUAAAUAGCUAUAAUAAGUCAUAUAAGACUUAAAAAUAUAGAAGGGCAUAUAUUACUAUGCAUGAUUCUAGUAAAUUUGAAAUGUCGAUGAUCAAAACGUGUUUAAGGCGGAUUGAGGACGCAAUACACUAAUUUCAUAAGCAAUCGCAAGUUUUCAAUAACCUAUUAAGGAAUUCCAGAGGAAUAUUUACGAUUUUGGUGAUAAAAUUAAACAAAUUGAUUGGCAUCCUUUAUUUUCCGAAAAUCCUUUUUCACUCAUCAGCGCAUAUAAAGGUAUUUAACCCCCGACAAAUCUUUUAAGGUCUCUUGAUUUAGAAAAUGUGUACUUUAUUGCCAUUCAAAAUUUAUGGCAGCGAAUUUUGCAAAUAUAUAUGCACUCAAAACGGGUUCUCAUUAUAAUACACUUGAUAUGACGUACCUUUCUACUUAACAAAAUAUUUGGCUGAUGAACGCAUGCACGUUAAACGUAUGGCUCGUUUCGUUUGUCAACUCGAGUGCGAGCUUUUAAUCGAAAAUAAACCUAAAAAUGUUAACAAAACCCCGUCAAGUAAUAUACGAGGUGUGGCUAUUAAAUAACGAGACUGGUUACGAAAAAGUGUUUUAUUAUAAGUUAUUCUACAUUCAAAUGCUCCCCUUCAAUGUACACUCCUCCCCUCGCCACACACCGUUUCAUUCGUUUCUUCCAUUGCUCGAGGAUGUGCUGGAAGUCUGUUUUCGUAAGACCAUUCAGGAGUUUCGCCGAUUUUUGUUUCACCUCUUCCAUCGACUCAAACCGGAUUCCUUUUAAGGCAGACUUUAUCUUCGGAAACAAGUAAAAGUCGCAGGGUGCCAAGUCGGGUAAGUAAGACGCGUGUUCGAGUACUGGAAUGCCUUAAGCGGCCAAAUAACGCUUCACGCUUUAUCCUGGUGCAAGAUCCACGACUUGUUUUCCCACAAUAUCAACCGUUUCUUACGAACUCAUUCGCGCAAUUUUGCCAAAACUGUCAAAUAGUAAUGUUGGUUCACAAUUUGACCCUCUGGAACCUAUUCAGUCAUCACGAUGCCGUUGAUAUCGAAGAAAACGGUUUUGAAUUUGGAUUACGACUGAAUUGGAUUCCGGUGCACUCUCGACCUUCAGAAAAUAAUUUAUGCCACUCAAAAANGCCCGAGAUAGGAAAUCCUCACUAUAGGCCUUUUUUAACAACUUAUAGCACUCAGUUGGAGUUUUUUUUAGUUUAACGAGAAAAUUUUACGUUUAUCCGUUGCUCGUGUUUUUCGUCACACAUGGUUUUCAGCACGAGAAAAAAACACGUUCGUUUCAAACCACUACUGCACAAAUACUAUAAUAGUUACGAAAACGUGUUUUGGUACGUGCAUAGAUAAGAUAUCUAGAUACCAAACGCAUUACCCGUUUUUUUCACUACCCCUCUAGGGCCCCCUCUAGGCGAGAAGUCUCGUUAUUUAAUAGCCAUACCUCGUAUAAGUACUUAACCCGGAUUUCCAAAAUUUCCCAUUUUCAGCUUUAAAUACCUAAGUUUUCACUGUGAAUUACUUAUUAUAAUCGCCUAUCUUCGUAUAUUUUUCGUUGCAAAAACUACCCAUUAUUACACGAUUUAUUUAUUUGCAUUAAAUUGUUUUUUUUUGCAGUAGUAUUUCAAUACAUUUAAUACAUUUAUAUAUAUUACAUUAUAUUUAUUUAUAAUUUUUUAACUAUGUAACUUUCCGAUUUUCGAAAAAUAUUAUUAUUAUUACUUUUUAGUCUAUCUAAAGAAUUUAAAAUAAUAGGUUUUUUUCUGUAUACGUAAUAAAAAUUUCAAAAUCUUUUAUUCUAUUUAUAUUAAACGCAAUUUUUAAAUAGAAAUUAAGUAUACAAUUUAAAUUAUUACUAACAGCGAAACGUAAUUAUACAUUUUACGAGUUAUAUAUGACAACAUUAUACGUAUUAUACUCAUAUGAAUACAAUAAUAUAAUUUUACAUUUUUAUUUUAGGUUAGAAAGAAGUUUAAACGUGAAUAUAUACGAUUAAUAUAACCGUAAUUAAUUAUUUAUUAAUAAAUGCUCGUAUAAAAAAAGGAGUUAAAAAUUUGAUCAUAAUAAUAUUAUAGUAUUAUAAUUUAUAAUAAUAGUAACCUUGAAAAGUAUUGAUUUUUCCGUAAACGAGGACAGAAUAUUACAUAUUAUAUUUACUGAAACUUACUUGUAUAAUAAUAACGAUUAAAUUUAUUCACGAAUAUUUAUGCAUAAAACGACUCACAUAAUAUUAAAUUAAUAUUAUCGCAUAUUAUUAAAGAUGUUGGUGUAUAAACUAUAGGGAGUAGUUAUUGUUUACCUAUAUUAUAAUCUAUUUAAACUAACCCAUUAAAUUAGUAUUCUUUUUCGAGUAUAAUUAAAAAGAAAUACUAAAUAGUCAUACACUUGAAUAACCAAUGAAAUAUCUUUGAUGUCAGGGAAGAAGAACUUAAGUUAAUUUUCGGAAUUUUUUUUUUUGUAAUUUCCACUUAUGUAUUUUAAAUAUUCAAAUUGUUUGUUUUGAUAACCAUACAAAUUUGACUUAAGCCAAUAAAGAUAAUCUAAUAUGAUUGAAAAUUACACAACCAAAAUAUUUAAAUAUUGUUCGACAAUAUUCAAUUUUCAAUACAAUAAUUUAAAUGCUAAUUGUUAAUUUUAAAUAUAUAACCACAAGUACAGGUAUUUUGAAUAAUUAUAAAUCGUUGUUAUCAGUAUACACCUAUAUUGUGUUUUCAAAGUUCAAAAACUCUAAUAAAUACAAUAAAUGUAAUGUAUAAGUUGUUAUGAGAAUGUCAGCGGGUAGUAUAAAAUUGUAUAGGUACGAAUUAUUACAAUCGUACAGUUAAUAUUUUUUUCUCGGUUAUUAAUAUUAGUAUAAUAUUAUGAAAAAUAAAUAAAUUAUUAUGACAACCACCCUGGGGCGUUUAAUUUGGAUUGCUCGUUUAACAACGCUAUUGGUACCUAUAUACUAAUAAAGUAUUAUUUAUUGCUAUACACAAAGUGUACUGUGGGCUAUGGAUAAACCUGCUUAAUUAUUACACUAUAGGGACAAGGAAUCACAAUCGUUUUUCCGUUUUAGAAUUUAUAUGAUGAUCGUUUAAUGGCAGCAGAGCACGGGGUCUACUAGAAUUAUUGAGUGAAACGAUUUCUUAUAUUAUGACGAUACUCGUCAUAAUAUCCGAAUAAUAGUCUCCGAAUUAUCUCAAUAUUCUAUCCAUAUUUUUUUUAUUGUUUUAGACUAUAAUACUACGUCAUGACUAAACCUGUAAGGGUUAUACAUACAUAAGUCGAUGUAUAAAGCGUGCUUCAUUAUUAUUACUAUUACUAGCGUUAUUAUACAUAAUAUUAUAUUGACCACCCUAAUACACUUGAAUUAUGAUGACUCACGAAAACUUAAAAAUAACACGCAAUGAGUGAAUCAUAGUGUACCUAUUGAUAUUAGGCUGUAUGUAGGCACAGCUAUGUGUACAAACAAUUUGAUUAUAUUAUAAUAUAUCUACACAGUUUCUACUUGGUUAGCUAAUAUUCCAUAUUGAUUUUAGUUAAAAUUGUAUUAUUUUUGUUGUCAACGAAUAUUACAAAAUAUAGGUAUUACCUACGGAUUUAUUAAAUUGUAUCUAUGUGUGGUGGGUACUUACUAAUAGCAUACCUAAUUCUAAUAACUGUGGCAACACUGCGUAAUACAAAAACGCGCUAAACUAUAGUUAUAUAGGAGUACUGAACUUAUUAGUGUUCAAUAUAAGUUUGUUUUGAAAACAAUUUUAAAAAAUUAUACCAAAAUAUUUAACUACCCCCUUAGCUACAUAGGUAUAGGGAAUAGUCUUUUUCUUAAAAAAAAAAUAAUUUGGAUACAAUUAUUUUGCAUUCGUAAUGAAUUACCGAACCCAAUAGUCAUGCUAUAUUCAUAGGAUUAUGUGAAUAAUACGGUCUAAAUUAUACAUUUAAUUAUAUUUUAACUUAAAAAAAAUAAAUAUGUAUUUAUUCGUGUAAACUAAAAAAACAACUAUAGGUAAAAAAAAACUCGAUGCUAUUACAGAUACAAAAAUACCCGUUUAUAAUUUGUAGACAAUAAAUAUACGUAACAAACAUUCUAAAAAAAUAAUAAUAAUAAUAAAAAUCAAUAGGUAUACUCACCGCGUAUUAUUAUUGUUAUUAUACUUCUCGUUUGCAAAUAUUACGCGCCCGUUGGAAACAUCGCGUCCUGCCGAGUGUGGGCACGAAGAAAGAAAAUCAAUAAUUCGCGCGUGCGUUCGAUUCGUUAAACAAAUUCGGAUUAGAAUGCCGGACUGUAUAAUAUAAUCAAACUUUUAUUCAAAUCGAGACCGUGAGAUCCGACACCGAAUGAGUAUAAAUGUAUAAUACAGGAAAUAACGGUGGACCGUAUAGGAAAUGCAAGGGAACGAACCGCGCUCGUAGCACACACCGCAGUCGUACGUUACGGCCCGUGUGCAGGGUACACACCUGUUCGUAAAAUCGAUAAUAACCAACGAACGAAAUCCGGGUCCGGGGAUUUUUUUGCGCGAUUUCGUCGUUUCGUUCGUGACACGGCCGACCGACCGAAAUCAACGGGUCGUUUGCCGUUGCAAGUGCGACUUUUUCGAUGAAAAUCGCACAGCAUUGCGUGCCGCCCACGAUUUUCGGACGGCCGCGAGAACGGAAUGGUCCGACAAUCCGGUCAAUACUUCUCGGUACCCGACUAUAGUGUCGCCAUCUAGCGUUGCGCGUGCGAUCGUUUUGACGUGUGCGGCGCGCACGUAUAUUUACGGCAGAUCGAAACAAUAAUAUUUCGGUAAAUGACACGCUGCCUGUAUAGAUAAUAAUUACAAUACAUUGAUAGACUUAUGUAUAAAAUGUAUUUCGCAGCUCCUGUUCGGAAAUAUUAUAAUAAUUUAUAGUUACGUUUUUUCGCGUCAUCAAAAAUCGAUUUUAUUUCAAUACAAUCGCGUAAAAUCAAUCCGAUAGCAUUGUUAUAGAAGACCGACUGCAACGAAAACGGGACUUUUUUAAUGCAUGAUUAUAAUAUACUCUCGCCGUUGAUAAAUACAAAUUCGCUUGUAAAUUCGGCCGAUUUGUUUCUCCGUCGGGUCUUGCGUGUAACGGCAGCGUAUUUAGAGCUAGGAGAUUAAGGAGAUAUACCUACCUAUCAAUGCUCUUCCGAUGAACUUUUCUUUUUCUGUGUAUAUUUUUUUCAAUAUAUGACUUUCUAUUUUUCAAUUACCUUUUUUUUUUUAUUUUCCAGUCAGAUAAAAUCAAAUAUAUAUUAUGUAUUCACGUACAAUUAUUGUAAUCAUAAAUUAACUAUAUAGAUACAGGUACCGACUAAUAUAUAGUUGCGAUUAUGUAGUUAUUUGAUUUCAAUUUUAAUUUCGGGGCAGAUCGAAUUGUAUAUAAAUUAUAAAUUUAUUGCGUUGUUUUAAAUCUUUACUCUUUACAAAUACGCGAGUUAUACAAAAAUGAAAAUAAUAUUCAAAUUCAAUAUUUCUCUGUUAGACCAAACCAUGUCCUAAACACGCCCACUAGUGUGAGGUGUUGACAUUUUUUUAAAAUAGUAAAAUCCAAUCGUAAAACGAUUGUACCGUGUCAAACGAUAUUACGAUUUUCAAGGUGAUGUUUAUAAUAUAUUUCGUAUAAUUUACACAAUAGGUACCUAUGUUAUUAUUUGAGCCUGUCGCGAUCGUGCCCGACCGCACUCAAUAUUUUCUACGUUACAUUAAAAUAAUCACUGUACUACCCACCUAUAGAAACACAAUAACACAUUAGUUUAAUAUUGUGUCUAACAUACCCACCCACAUACAUUCUGGAACCAUAUUAAAAUAGUCGUGAACAUAUCACUAUGUUAUAAUAAUACUGUGUACAUAGUAAAACAAAUCAAAACUAUACAAUCGUAUAACAAAUUGCAUUGCUUAACAAAUAAUAAAAUAUAUCAAUUUAAAUUGUUUGUAUGAACGAUUAUCGUGUAAAUUAAAAUCAUUUUCAACCGAAUAAAUAAAAUGGAUAUUGGAUAAAUUUAAAAUCGUUUAUAAUUGUGUGUGAUCGAUAUAAUAAUAGGUAUUAUAGCUAUAUUAUAUAAGUAUAGUAUUAGCCAUUAGGUAAAAUAUAGGCAGUACCGGCCCUAGGGGGGGGGGCAAGCGGACAUAUUUUAUUAGUAGAGUUAGAAUGUUGAUGAUUUGCAUUUGUUUUUUCUUUGAUUCUAAUAAUACAAUUCUAUCUUAGCUAAAAGUCCGUUUCAUGUUUUCUUAAUUCAGAAUAUUCUUAUUUUAUUUUGCAUUUUUAAAUAUAAAUGCAUUUUUUUUUGUAUAUAGCGUCAUUUUUAUGUGUUUUUUAGGUCAUCAACAUUCUAACUCUAUUUAUCAUCAUGGAACAUUCUAUUGCCGAUUCUUUGAACUACAAUGAGACAAUUGAACUGUUUGCAUAAAACAAAAGCACGAAUUGCUUUGUCAACAAAACCUCUGUCAUAUUAUGGUAAAAUGAUUACAACGAUGUGUGUUUCCAUGAGACCAAUUAUUGCUUAACAAAUAUUAAAAUAAUAAAAAUUUAAUAAUAAAAAAUAAUUAAAAACGGUUUCCAAUGAUAACCUUAUUUUAGAUUCUGAGUGGAGCGAAGUUUUAUAAAGAUGUUUAUUUUUUUUAUUUAUCUGUGAAUACUGACUAUUAAUAUUUAUAGUUGAAUAGUAGUGUUAGGUUCAUUAGGUUAAGUGUUAUUCGAUCAUAAAAUAUUUUGUUAAAUUAUUUUAAAUAACUAAUUAAAAUACAUACUUGUAAUUUGUGUAUUUAUUUAAAAAUAAUUUAUAAUCAAUUCGAAUUACUAUUAUUACACUAAAUUCGAAUUAUUUCAAAGAAGUUUGAAUUUCCCAUAUAUUUCAAUGUUAUAAUAUCUUUGGAAAAAAAACAUGUGUUAUUCUUUUUGUUUUGAUUUUGGUUUUUUUUUCCGCAGUUGCGUCAGGUAUAGAAAAUCGUUAAUUCCUCGUUGCCUACUGAUAAAACACAUUAAAUAGAUUAUGUCAGUGUUUUGAAGUUAAAUGACUCAAAUGUGAAUUUUUACCGAAGAUUACUUUGUGUUUAUUUGUGUGGAUAGAGAAUUUGAAAAACACUUGGCCGAUUCAUUGAACAUUGUACCGUCAAUAGUAUUAACGUUUACAUUUAAGGUAUGUUUUAUAAUAAUUUAUUAUUUAUGUUAAUGUUUAAAUAUUCAACAUUAAGUUCAUUAAAGAUAGAUAUGUAUAAUAUUAUAGUUUUGAUGAUGCUCAUAAUUUAUCAAAUAAACACCAAUAUUCGCAUUAUUGAAUGUUUUAUAAAACUAACCAAUUAUUCUAAUGAACUUCUAUUUUAUGUAGGUAUUAAUGAUAUGUAUUUUACCUGAUAUUGUUUACAUUUUGUAAAAAAAAAAUAAUAUUUUACAUAAUUUGUCUAGGUACCUAUGUUUUAUUUUUCGGAUUGUUAACUGUAAAUUGAUUAGUGAUUCUAAAUUUCACAGAAGCUACCCGAGUUUUGUACUAAAUUAAACAAUUUUACAAUUCACGUUUAUAGAUUAUUUACCUAACAUAAAUAAACACAUAAUUAAUACUUAUUAGAAUAGGUAGUAUAUUUUAUAUUGACUUAUUUCAGUUAUAAUUCAUUAUACCUAGUCAAGUAGGUAGUUAUUUAGUUGUAGAAUUUUUAAAUUAAAUUUGUUUGACUUUGUGAAUUAUUUUUUGUUGAUUAAGUACCCAGUAUCUAUUGUAUUUCCCUAUUAAACAUCUUUUAAUUAUUUUGUUUAUCAUAUUUCCAAAAUUAUAAAUUGAAUACCUUGGGUUACAAACAGUUUUACUAUUCUCAUCUUUAAUUAGUUUAUGUAUCAUUAUUGCUCAUUACUAUAUAUUUGAUAUAGAUUGGAAUGAUUUUAUAGGUGUAAAAAAGUAUUGUCAGUUCUCCCUUUUCAAUGUAUUAAUUUAAAAAUAAUAAAACUGCAUAUAUGGCUUUGAAACUAACCAUCAACCUACUUAAAAAGAAAUUUAUUAUAAAAAUCAGUCUAUGUAGGUUGGUUAUAUCCAAAUAAGCAAACCUGUUUAGAACCUCUCACUCAUAUCUUCUGAAUCUUUACAUUGGAUAUUUAUGUGUACAGUGCAUUUAGUUGUAAAGUUUAAAUCUACCCACACAAACUUGUGCAUCAUUUUUGCAGUAUUAUACAAGUACACCCUAAAAAAUAAAUUUUCAUAAAUUCAUUUUGUUGAAACUUAAUAUAAUUCUGAAUAACAAAUUGACAGUUUAAAAAUUAUAAUGAGGGCAAUUUAUCAAUUAGUUUUAUGUUUAUAUGAUAAUUUCUACAAAAAUAUAUGUACAUUAUGAAAGAAAAUUUUGUCUAGUUUGUGAGUAUAAAUGAGUAUAAAUUAUGAUAGAGACCUUUACUUUUCAUAAAAUAUUAUAAUAUUAAUAAUAUUGAUAAUAUUGAUCUUUUGUUAGACGUAAAAAUUUUAAAACAUUAUAACUCAUUUUAGGAUAUUUAUAGGUAUUUGAUAUUUUUAUGUUUUUAUAUGUUAUUUUAUUUGACAGACAUCUGUUAUUAGAAUAUGGUACUUAAGUAGUAUUAAAAGAAAACCAUUCUAGAUAUUGUAUGUUCUAUUAUGUUGAAUAUGUUAUGUUAUAUAUAUUGAUAGUUUAUAGGUUACUGGUUUAAAAAUAUAAAAUUAAUAUCAAUGGAUAUCUAUCUGAAUAGGUAAUUUAGAUUUUUUUUUACAUCUAUUUCAAAUAUUGAAAAAUAUAUCCAUAUAACAUAUUUAAAAUCUAUGUACAAAAAGUAAAAAAAAAAAAUUAAAAAUUACUGCAGAAUUUUAGUAUUUAUAGCAAUUUUUAAUUUUUAGGUUAGAUGUUAGUGUUUACCUUUAAUGAAUAAAAAAUAUUUGUUUAUAGAUAAACUUGAAUAAUAUUAUGUUAUAUACCUAAAUUAAUUCAUAAAACACAUCUUUUAAAUAUUCAAAAUAAAUAUUUUAUUUUAUCUAGCACAUUAAUGAACUAAAGAAACAUCCAUCAAAUUAAACCUUGAUUAUUAUUAUCCUUUAUAAUUUAUGGAAUAAUGACUGCCGAAGAAGACACUUCAUAUACAAAGUUACCCAUUGAGGAACGAUGUGUACAUAAAGUAAUUAUAUUUUUUACUCUGAUAAUAUUUAUUUAAUGUAGUUUUAACAGCAUUUUCAAUAACUGAAAAAGUAAAUUUUGUAUUUUGUAAAAAUACCUAAUAAAUGGCUAUUGGUAAAACUGGUAUUGUCACAAAUGUAAUAUUGGUAAUCUAAGCUUAAAGCUUAUUGUCAAUCAUUGAUUAAUAUUAGAAGUUAAUCGAAGAGCCGGAGAAACAAGAAGCUUUCUGAAAACCUUAAAAACAAAAAGAGUAAUUGGAUACAUUAACAGUUUACUUAGCAGAAUAAUAGAAGGUGCCAUUGAUAGAAAUAAUAGCAGGGGGCGACUAUCACUGGACUACAUUAGUCAAACAGUAAGAGAUAUGGACUGUAUAUUGUAUUGUGAAUCACAAAGGAAAAUGAAGAAAUGUUGGGAGUGGAAAAUUACUGCCAACCAGCGUUUGGGUUGUUAACAAAAGGGGGGAGGAUUAAUAUUAAUAUUUACGUAGUAUUUCAGUUAUUUUAAAUUUAAUUAUGAACUAAAAUAAUAUUAAAAUUGUUUAUGUUUGUUAUCUUUCUUUCAAGUUAUGGAAAGCUAGAAUAAGUGGUUAUGAAGAAGCUAUAAAAUUAUUUGGACAAUUGGAUGAAAAAGCUCCUGAAUGGAACAAAUUUACUGGAAUAGUUAAGAAAUUUGUUAUUGACAGUAAUGCAGUUGCACAGGAAAAAGGUCUUGUAGCCACAUUGGUUUUUGUGGAAAACUCUGCUACUGCUGGACGGUUUGUUGAUCAUUAUCUUCUUAUUUUAAGUAUAAAUUAUAAUUUAAUUUUUCAUAUUAAUUUAGUACGGUAGGGGAUGUUAUGACUGGAUUGAUAACAAAAUGUUAUGGCGCACCAAAAGCAAAAACUAAAGAUAUUGCUAUACAAAUAACAUUAAUGUUUAUUGAAAUUGAGAAGCAAGAUAUAGUAAUUGAGGAAUUAAUUAAAGGAAUGGAUCAUAAAUUUCCUAAAAUUGUUUCUACUUGUAUUAAAGCUUCAACACAAGCAAUAAAGUAUGUAAAAAAUGUAAAGAAAUAUUUGUACAACAUCAUGUUAUAUAUUUAUUGGAUUUAUAUAUAAUAAUAAUAAUGAUAUUUUAAUUUAAUACAGAGAAUUUGGUUCGAAAGUUUUGAAUAUUAAGCCACUGUUGAAAAAACUACAGUCAAUACUAGAAGAUAGGGAUAAAAGUGUUAGAGAUGAAGCAAAAUUGUUGGCAAUAGAAAUUUAUUCAUGGAUUGGGCCUACACCAGUGAAAGCUAAUUUAGCUAAUUUAAAACCUUUACAAGUAUACAUAUUACUCUUUUACAAUACUAUAAUACUUUAUUUUAAUACAUAUAUUUAUUAGAUUCAAGAAUUAGAAGCAGAAUUUGAAAAAGUAAGUGGGGAUAAACCACGACCUACACGUUAUUUACGUUCUCAACAAGAACAAGCCGCUAAAAUGGAAGAAGUAGUAACUGCGAAUGGAGGUAAAUUUGCAAAAUAAUUAUAACAAGUGAGCUAAAUUAAUGAACAAAUUUAAAUAAUAGAUGUGGUAUUGGAAGAAGCUGUUGACGAGGUUGACGAUCCUGAAGAACAUAUUGAUCCAGUUAACAUACUUUGUCAGCUUAAUAAAGACUUUUAUGAAAAGCUUGAAGCAAAAAAAUGGCAAGAACGUAAAGAGGCUAUUGAUAUGCUUGAAGGAAUAUUAUCUAAAGCUCCAAAAUUAGAAAGUGGGGAAUAUGGAGAUUUAGUGAGAGCUUUAAAAAAAGUAAAACAUUUUUUUAGUUAGUUAAUUAAUUCUGAAUUUGUAGUAUAAUUAAUUAUUUUAUUUUUGUUUCAUAGAUAAUUACCAAAGAUACAAAUGUUAUAAUAGUGGGAAUUGCUGCCAAAUGUAUGGCCAUGUUGGCUAAUGGAUUAAAAAAACGAUUUGAAACUUAUGCUUCUGCUUGCAUACCAGGACUAUUAGAAAAAUUUAAGGAAAAGAAACAAAAUGUGGUUUUACCCCUACGGGAUGCUGUUGAUGCCAUAUACUUAAGUGUAAAUAAAAAUUUGAUUUAUUAUUAUUAUUAUUAUAAAUUGUACAUUAAAUAUAAUUCUUAAUAAUUUUAGAUGACACUUGAAUCUAUUCAUGAAGAUAUUUUGGCUGCAAUAGACAAUAAAAAUCCAUCAGUAAAAGCUGAAUCAGUAUCAUUUUUAGCUCGAUGUUUCACAAAAUGUACACCAACAAUUUUAAACAAAAAAUAUUUGAAAAUUUUUACUACUGCAUUAAUAAAAACAUUAAAUGAAUCAGGUAAUUUUCGUUUUUAAUGUACAACGAUUAGACAAUAAGACCAUACCUAAACAAAAGUAUCAACCACUAAAAUUGUUUAAAAAUAUAUUUUUUAAUGGCUAUUUUUAAUUUUAUGUUAAUUCAGUAAAAGAAAAAAAUUUCCAUUAUAGUAGUGCAGAUUUAUUAUUUAAAUAUAUAUAUAUUUAGUAUAUGUAAUAUAUGUAUAUAUUACAAAUUUUAAAUAAAACAAUAGUUAGUUCAAGUGUCAGAUCAUUGUGCGACACUGUAUAACCAUAAUAUAAUAACCUAGUUUGUUUUCCUCUUAUAUCUUUAUAGUCUCUAAGUAUAUAUUUUUUUACCAUCAAGUCAUUAUUCAAUAUGAUGAUUUAAUCAUGGGUUUUUAUUUUUUGUAUCAUUUAAUAUUUAAUUGGAGAAAUAUAUAUUUACCAUACAAAAUAUAAUAUAAUGGAUGCAUAGGGUUCCAAAUUAUACCUUUUGAUACAACAUGUUUAGCUAAUAUUGAAACGGCACAAAAUGCUUCUUGACCGGUCGGUAUUAUUUCACUUCUGGACAACUUAAAACCAUUCUGACCUGUAUCUCGUAGUUCCAGUGUAAAUGCAUAUUUAACUUUUGCUGUUCCUUUUAUCCAAUCAAUUGAUGUUCCUAUACAAUUAUUAUUUAGUAAAUAAUCAUACCUUAAUUACUAAAAUUACUAAUGGAUUAAACCUGAUAAAUUUUUUUGCAUAAUAGUAUUUACUGAGCCAACAUUGUAAGUUUUAGAAGUUUUCUUAAAUAUUUCUUGUGCCAUAGAUGUAGCUAUUUCAAAAUGAUCAUUGUGGUCUUCUAAACGUGCAUUAGUGUAUGCCCAAGGGUACAUAAUAGAUUGUCCAUAUGCAUGGAGUGAUAUAAAUCCCUAUUUAUAAUGUGAUUUAUAUUAAUAGAAAUAUUGAUAACUCAAAAAUACAACUGAAUGUUAAUUAUAUACGAAAUAUCAAAUAGGUUGUUCUGUAAUAUAUUAGUAGCUUAUUUAUUUUUAAUAUUGUAAGAGGUUGUAAAUUUAUAAAACCAUACAUGAAACAUUACAUAUUCAUUGAUAUUCAUAUACUGAUUUUUAUAAAUCGUUAAUUGUAUUUUUUAAUAUAAUAAUUGUAUAUUUAAAAAAAAACAAAUAAAACACGUUGAAAAUCAUUCAAAUUAAUGUAUUUGAAUUCAAUUUUUUCUAUCAAAUUUAUUUAAGAUAUGAUAAUGAUUUCAUUGUGAAUCAAUUCUUUUUAAUAUAUAAUAAUCUAUGUAUAGUCUAUACUUAUUAAGUGGUCAUAUUUCAUACAGCGUAUUAACAUGAUUUAUUAAAACAUUUGUUUAUGUAAUUAUAUAUGUAUGGUGAUGAAAUUGUAUACAAUUAAGUUUUGUUCUGAAACUUACACACUAUACAUAUAUUUAGACUUACCUUUAUAUCAUCUACAUUUUUUUCAAUAAAUUUGAUAAUUGCUUUUAUUUCUAAUUCUGAAUUUGGAACUGGUCCUCUAUACACAUCUGAACAAGAAUUCUUUUCAGAGUUAGUACUGUUCCAAUCAUAAUCCCAGUUACGAUUUAAAUCUAUUCCUAUACAAUCUUUGUUCUCAGUUUCAGCAUAAUUUUUCCUCCACAUUCUAUCCUUUUCAUGUGCAUAUGCAUAUCUAAAUAAUUAUAUUUUAAUGUCAGAAAAUGUCAUGUUUUUAUUGCUGACAAUUUUAAGGCCCCUAAAUGAAUAAAUUAAUAAUUUGCAUAUAUAACUACCCGUCUGGAUUUACAAUUGGCAUUAAAACAAAAUGUAUAUUUCUCAUAUAUUUUGGCAAAUUGUAUCUAUUAUUUAUCAAUUCGUUUGCUAUGUAAAUCAUAGAAGAUAUUGUAAUCCAUUCUCUUGCAUGAAUGCCUAUUUUAAGUAUACUAAAUUAUACAGAUUUUCUGUAGCUAUUUAAUUAACAAGUGAUGUUUACAGAUUUACCUCCAUCAAUCCAAAUCAUAUUUUUGUUAGUAAGGUUUUUAUCUGGUUUUAUGUGUAUGGUUUUUAAAGGAGUUCCUCGUUUAGUAUAUCCAAUAUUAAUAAUGUCUAUAAAAUCAAAUCCUUGAUUUUGUAAAUUUUCAAGAAAUUCGUAAAUUUCAUUUGUUGUAUAAAAUUCCUUUAACAUUAGCGGAAUUUCCUAAAAUGUUAAAAUAAAUUGUUAAUUCUUAUUUUUGCUUUAAAAAAAAAAUUAUUGAUUAUUUUGUGAUUUAGAAAGAAAUAAAAUGUGUUCUUUUUUCCGUUUCAUAUUGAAGUAAUAUUUCUUUUUACUUUAUCAAUAAUUAUUAUAUUUUUCUGUUUUUUUAAGAUUUAAAAUUUAACUUGACUAAAUCUAAAUAGGUAAAUCUCAUACAGUCAGAACUUACAUUUACCAUUGGUUUUAAAGCAAACAAAUUCAUUUCUUUUUGGUGAUUUUUGAAAUUAAUGUUAAAUGUUGAACAGCGUAAUAUAUUUGUCAAACAUAGUAUACAAUAUACUAACUUCACACACAAUUUCAUAUUAAUAAAAAAAAGAAAUUAAUUUUUAAUAAUUUAAUAAAUAAAAGUUUAACUUAUAAAUUGGUUUUUCUCCUGUUUAUAUACAUUUCUAUGACAACACAUUAAACAUUUUUAUUUUAUCUCAUUAUUCAAUAAUUUUAUUGAGACUAUUAUAGCAAAUUAUUCAAUAUAAAAUGUGAUAACAUAUAAAACCCAAUAUAAGUCAUAUUUUACUAUUUUAGGAAAUCCACUACUGAGGUUCAAAGAAAGAUUUUUAAAUAAUUUUUCUUCUUUUUCUUGGGUAUUAACAGCCACUAGGACCGCCCUGUUGAACAACCAAUCCUCCAAGUCUCUCUGUUAACUGCUUUGUUUUUCAAUCUGGGCCUCCAUUUAAUGACUCUAUGUCUCUUUACUAUGUCUUCUCAUCUUAAACGGGGUCGUCCAAGAGGUAUUUUUCCUUCUGGAUCCUCUGUCAACACCAUGUGCAAUAGUGAGUUUUGACCACCCCAGGCGUGACCAUCACACUGUAACCAGAUUAUGUUUAAUAUUUUUGGAUUCUAAAAGAGUAGUUUUUCUAAUUCCUUGUUUUUUCUUAUUCUCCAUCUGGUGGUUUCCUCAUCAAAAGAUGAGUAAAAACUGGAUCAAAGAUUUUUCUUAGGAUUUUUUCUCCAGAAUAAUAAGUUUCUUUUACUCCAUUUUUCUUAAUAUCCAUGUUUCUGUUUCCUUUGUAAUUACAGAGCGUAAUAGUGUAAUAUUUAAUUGUAUCUUUAUUUCUCUCGACAAAGACCGGACUCCAGUAUUCUUGUGAGCCUUUAGAGACAUUUGUUUCCUGACAUGAUUCUUGCUGCUACUUCUUUUUGAGUUUUAUUUUUUUUUUUCGUUAAUACCAAAUCUAGGUAUUUAAUUUGAUUGAUUCUAUUGAAUUCAUGAUUACUCUCUUUUAAGGAAAGAAAUAUUCUCGUACUAUCUCUUCUCCCCACCACCAUAUAUUCUGUUUUUCCAUCAUUUAUUCGCAAACCAACUUUUUUCACUGCCUCCUCCAGUCGGCCAAAUAGGGUUCUUAGGUCUUUGUGUGACUUAUCCAUGAGGACCAAAUCGUCUGCAUAUGCCAAUAAUGCCACAGUAGACUCGUGUAGUGACACACCCUCUUAGGGUCCAAUAUUAGUUUCCUUUAUAACUUUCUCUAAUACUAAGUUAAAUAGAAUAGGUGACAGAGUUCCCCUGUUAUAGGCCUAAUUUCAUUAUUGUUAUUUGGUUGGUUUCAGUUUCUCUCACUUUUAUUUUAAUGAAUAUUUCUUUAAUGUAUGUCGAUACUAAUUUUACUAACUUUUGUGGGAAGUUAUACUCUCUAAGAAUAUUCAUCAAACUUUUGUAAUGAAUACUAUUACAUGCCUUCUUGAAGAGCAUAUGCAUUUCCUUGUCAAACUUCCAUGUCUUUUGAAAUAGUUGUCUAUGAAUAAAUAUUUGGACCAUCAUAGAUCAUCUUAGUCUAAAGCCUCCCUGAUAAUCGCCAAUAAUUUGCUCUGAUUUAGUUUUUAUCCUUGACAAGAUACAAUUCACAAAAACUUUAUUCACAACACUUGGAAGGGCAAUCCUACGAUAAUUAUUGCAUUAUUCCUGUCUGUCCCACUUCUUAUGGACUGGACAUAGUUAUGCUAUUUUUCAAUUUUCCGGUAACUUUUUGGUAAUCUAUAUUCAGUUAAUCAAUUUCCACAGCCGGAGCACCAUUUCUUCUCCUUUUUUAAGGAGUUCCACAUGGAUUUGAUCCUCGCCAGGUGAUUUUUUAGUAUAUUUAUUUGGGAAUCUUAUCUUUUCUAGCGAUGGUUCUUGGCAUAUUUGUUCUUGUUUUAAAUAAUUAUCAAACGAUUUAUAUUCAAUUUCAUUUACAGACCCAACUGUCCGAGAUCAUUCUGCUGAAGCUCUUGGUACUGCAUGGAAGGUAGUAUCAGAAAAAAAUAUACUCCCAUUUUUAACUGGUGUUGAUGCAAUAAAACUUGCUAAGGUAAACAUAAUAAAUUAUAAAUAUAUUUGAAUAGUAUAUAAUAUUACUAAGUAUUAUUGUAUUAAGUAAUAUUAAGUAUUAUUGUAUUAUUAAAGUAUACAAAUUAAAAACUAUUUUUUCAGAUUAAAGAAGCAGCAGAGAAGGCUGUAAUUACUGCAAAACCAACUGUGGUAAAAGAACAUGUAUUAAAACCGACUAGUGUUUCAUCAAGUAAUUUAGAAAAAAAAACAUCUGCAUCUAAUAAAACAAAUCCUGCUAGAAGAAUUCGUACUGCAGUCGCUAAUCCUAGCACUAAAUCCACUGUUAAUAGUAAGGCCAAAAAACCUACAAGUGCUCCUGGUGGUAUGUGUAUUAAAUUUGUUUUUUUUUUUUGUUUGUUUUUUUUUUUUAAAUAUAUGUAUUAUAUACUAGGGGGUCGUAAAGCUUUAACAUCAAAAACACUUCCCCCCAUUGAAAGUGAAAAAGAAAUUGGUGAUGAUGAACUGGAAGAAAUAGCUUUAACGUUUUGUUCGCCUGAAAUUUUAAGUGGCAUGGUUGAUGCAAAUUGGAAGACCCGUUUAGCUACUGUACAAGAAUUUUCUCAAGUAUGUGUUAAUUUUUUUUAAACUUACAAAAUGUUAAAUACUUGAUAAUUAUUUAAAAUACAAUUAUUGUAGAUAAUUGAUCAGAUGGAGUCACCUCCAGUUAGCAGUCAAGUAUUAAUAAAAUUAUUGAACAAAAAGCCUGGUAUUAAAGACAACAACAUUCAAAUUCAAAAAUUGAAGCUCGAGUGUUUAAAGAAAGUUUUUGAAAAAUUUCCCACGACGAGGUAUUUAUUAAGAAUAUAGAAAUAGCUUUGUUUUUAUUGUAAUUCAUAUUUUGGUGACUCCAUUUAUCAUUAAAUAUUUGCAGUACUAGCAUGGACUGUUGUAUACAAGAUGUUUCAUCACUAUUAGGUGAUAAUAAAAAUGGUAAUUUAGCUGGUCAAGUAUUGACUACACUUGCUGAGUCAACUAGAUUGGAUUUGGUAUCAAAUGCAGUACUAGAAUAUGCAUUUACUGUACAGAAAAAUCCUAAAGUUCAAAUUGAUGCUCUUAAUUGGCUUUCUGGUGCCAUUUUAGAGUUUGGGUUUAUGUAAGUAUUUUAUGUUUUUUUUCUUUUGUUAAAACUAAAAAAUAUAUUUUUAUAAUAUAGAAAAGUUUUGAUUAAAUAAAAUAAUAUGAUCUUUUAAAAAUAUAUUUACCCAUCAACAUUAUGAAAUCUAUUCUUAGCUUCAUUUAUUUUGAUUGCUAUUUUAUUAAUUUCAAGGAAAAAUAUUUCCAAAUUUAAUAGACAAUAAUUAUUAUAUUAACUUUCACGCUAUCCAGGUCUGAAUUAGAGUAAGUAAUCUGUUUAUUAAUUUUUGAAAUUUUGAUUGAUAGAUAAUAUCAGUUUUCAAAAUAUUUUGAAUUGAUUAGAUAUUUGUAAUUAUUUAAGAAUGCUAAUAAUUAAAUAUUAGAAAUUAUAAUUUUGAAAGUUUGCCUGAAAGUUAUUAAUAUUAUAUACAUAUUAUUUUUUAAAUUUAGCAUUGAACCUAAAUCUGUGAUGCAAAAUAUAAAAAAGGCCGUGAGUGCUUCCAACCCUCAAGUAAGAUUAGCUGUUAUUUCUCUUCUGGGUGUUAUGUAUCUUUAUAUGGGACCUCAGUUAAGUCUAUUUUUUGAGAAUGAAAAACCAACUUUAGUGCAACAAAUCAAUGCUGAAUUUGAAAAGGUAUACUAAAUAAUUUGCAUAUAUUAUAUUGUAAUUUUUAAUAAAUUUCAUAUAAUAAUUAUUUUGUUCAAUAGCAUCAAGGCGAAGUUCCUCCAAAACCAACACGAGGAAAGAUAAUCGAUGGAUCUACUGAGUCUUUAGACGUUGCCAGUGAUGAUGAAAAACCAGCAUUUGAAGUUAAUAUACGAGACAUAGUACCAAGAGUUGAUAUAUCUCCUCAGAUUACUGAUGCUCUAAUUAAUGAAUUAUCAGAUAAAGAUUGGAAAGUAAGUAGAAACAAAUCUUUACAUUAUAAAAUACUUAUUUAAUUCAAUUUAUUUUUAGGUUCGUUCUGAUGCUUUAACCAAAUUACAAAAUAUUAUUACCGAAGCUAAAUUUAUAACAAGCGAACUAGGUGAAGCUAGAAAAGCUUUGCAAGAUAGGUAUAAAAACCUAUAAACUUUUUUUUUAUGUUUAAAGACAAUUGAUGAUUAAUCUGUUUAUUGUUAACUAGAAUAAGUGAUUCUAAUGCUCGUCUUGGUUCAAAUGCAAUAAAUUUGGUGGAAUUAAUAGCAAAAGCCAUGGGUUCAUCUUUUAAAAGUUAUAUAAAAGGUUAUUUACCUGGUGUAUUAAAUGCAUUAGGUGAUCCAAAGGUACUAUUUUUUUUUUAUUAUAAUCUGUUUAUAGAAUGUAAUUAUAAUAACUUUAAUUGAUAUAAAAAUUGUUUUAGACAUUUAAAUGUCAAAGUGCUCGUCAAUGUAUGAAUACUUGGGCAGACGUAUGUGGUUAUCGUGAAUUUUUCGGAGGUGAUAUUCUCUUGGAUGCUUUAAAAAACAAUUCAGUUACAUUACGAUCAGAGUUAUGGACUUGGCUGUCAGAAAAAUUGCCAUUAAGUACGAUUUUAAAUGUUAUUGAAAGUGUAUAAUUAAUAAAGUUAUAAAUUAUGCAUUUUUAUAGUUCCUUCUAAGACAAUUCCAGCUGAUGAGUUAAAAUGUUUAUUACAAGUUCUUUACAUUAGUCUUGAAGAUAGAAAUGCUAGUGUUCGUAGUGCUUCUGAAAAGGCUGUGCUUGGGUUUAUGAUGCAUUUAGGUUAUGCUUCUAUGUAUGGUGCUUGUGAAAAAUUGAAGGUAUAGUUAAAAAGUGUUAUCUUAAAAUUACAAUUUUAAAAUAAUAUACUUUUUUAGCCAAUGUCAGUCAAAUUCUGUAGAGAAAAAUUAGAUAAAGAAAGACCAAACUUACCUGUUGUACCAAUUGAAAAACCUAAAACUGUAAAAUCUGGUAUUCCCGCAGGCUCUUCAGUUAAAUCUGGAGGUUCAAAGAUACCUCCUCCUAAAGCAGCUGCUAAAACAAACAAGGCAAGUUUAUAAUAUUAAUUAUAACUAAUAUACUGUAAUUAUAAUUUACUGCAUAGUUUGAAUGUUAACAUAUGAAACAUUUGUUUGUUUAGGAAAAUGUAUUACCCCGUGCAAGUACUGCUACUAAUAAAAAGAAAGAAGAGUUUGAUAAUGGACCAUUGUUUCAACGAAAUAACUUAAAGCAUCAACGUGAUAUUGACGAACAUAAACUGAAGGUAUUUUAUUUUACAGAAAAUAUUUUUAAUAUCUGGCAAGUUAGUGGCAGUUAAAAUUUUAGUUUUAAUUUUAAAUAUUUAUUAAUCAUACUAAGUUUUCUAAAUUAACUGAAAUAAAUUGGUAUAUCAAUAUUGAAUAAAUAUAAUAAAAAGUACAAAUUUUUAUUUUCAUGAUGAAAUCAAAUAAAAAUUGUUAUACAAGAAAUAUUUUUCUUCUUUUACAUCAAUUUAAAAAAAAAAAAAUAUGUAUUUACAAUUUAUUGUAUAUUGAGUAUUUAAGUAUAUUUUACAUACAUUGAUAUUAUUUAAGUUUGAUUUAUACGAUUUAGAAGAAUAAAUCAAUUAUAAAUACAAUAAGUCUUAUUGAUGAUAAUCUAUUAAAAAUAUAAUUUAGUCGUUAAAAUGGAAUUUUUCUACUCCUCGUGAAGAAUUUGUUGAACAACUUCGAGAACAAAUGUUAACUGCUGGUAUUAAUAAGAUGUUAAUUACAAACAUGUUCCAUCCAGAUUUCAGAUACCAUCUUAAAGCUAUUGAACAUUUGUCUGUGGUAAUUUAAUAAUUUUUAACCAUUUUAAAUUUUGAUCUUUUACCCAUUAGUAUAUUAUAAUAUUUGUUUUUGGUUUAUUGUUUUUAUUUAGGAUUUGAGUACAGCAGAUGAUAAUAAUUUAGCAUUAAUUAGUAAUCUCGACUUAAUUCUUAAAUGGAUGACUUUAAGAUUUUUUGACACUAAUCCAUCAGUACUCUUAAAAGGUCUUGAAUAUUUACAACAUAUAUUUGAUAUUCUUAUGGCUCAAAAGUAUACUCUUCAUGAUACUGAAGCAUCGAGUUUCGUCCCAUAUUUAGUAACAAAAGUGAGUAAACAAACAUUUAUAAUUAAUAAUUAUUAAGUAUUUAUUUUAUUUGCUUUGUAGUUGGGUGAUCCAAAAGAUUCAGUGAGAAAUAAUGUCCGAGCUAUAUUAAAACAAAUAGCAUUUAUAUUCCCAACCUCAAAAAUGUUUCAGUAUAUUAUGGAUGGAGUAAAAUCAAAGAACUCAAGGCAGCGCUCAGGUUAAUAUUUAUUUAAUUGUUUAACCCAAAUAGUUCACUAUUAAAAAAUAUUAUUUAAUCCCAACUAAAUAAAACUAAAUCAAUUCAUCCAAUCAUAUGAAAUCACAGCUUUAAAAUUUGAUGUCACUUAUUAUCCAUUAUUAUUUUUAAAUUGUUUAAAUUCAGUUAAAUAAAAAAGUUAUAAAUUUACACUAUUAUUCAAAAUAGAACUAUGUAUAUUAUAUGCUAUAUAAUAAAUAAUACAUAAUACUAUCUAUCUGAUUCGUCAAUGCAUUUGAUAUUACUGUUAGAUCAAUUUUUGUUAUUGUCCUGCCUAUGUCUAUUUAGAAAAAAAAAAUAGAUGGAAAGUGGGUUAUUCACUUUCGGAAAACUAAAAAAAUUCUACUUUUUCAUUUCAACAAAAUUAUAAAUAAAAAUAAUUUUUAAAUCAAUUUUUGCUUUUGAAGUAGAAGUUUUUUCUGAUCAGCUUUUUCUUGUACUUCUCAUUUUUCACAUGUUUCAGCUUAUCUGGAAGUAGAGACAUGCAGAAAAUAUGUUUUCAACUCAAGCUUCUUGCUCUUUAGGUGCUUCAGCGGAUUUACUGACUGACAAUUGUCUUAUUUAUCCUUCUGAAAUUUGAUUUUUUUGUGGUAUUUCAAAUAAUUUCCAGUGCUAAUGUUGUUAAUUUUACUGGAGUGUUGUUAGUGUAAUGAUAGCAAAAAUACAUAGAUUCCAAAAAAAGGUCGAUAAUGUUAUAUGAUUUUUCACUCAUUACUGUAAAUACCCUCACAUCUCAGGACUAAGGAAACUCUAAAAUUGACCAAAAUAAAUACAUUUUUGUAUUAAAACUACCUAAAAACUUCAUUUUAGGUGGUGGAUUUCAACUGCUUUAAACCUUCAUCGGACUACACACUUUUUUGCAUAAAACCACAUAAAAAUCACUUCAGAAUUUUUUUAAUCUAUUAAUCUUAUACAGACAGACAUCAAUUUAUAUAUAUAAUAUAAGUUACAUAAACUGUAUACUUAAUCAUUUAUUUUUUAAAUUUAUUAUUAUUUUCUUACAGAAUGUUUGGACCAUUUGGCAACUAUGAUUGAAGAUUAUGGUACAUCAAUUUGCCAACCUAGUGUUCCUAUUGCGUGUAAGGAACUUGCAAAAAGUAUUGGUGAUAGAGAUAACUCAGUUCGUACAGCUGCAUUAAACUGUUUUGUUGCUGCAUUCUUCUUACACGGAGAGGCUCUUUACAAAUUUGUUGGCAAUGUAAGAAAUAUUUAUCAAGAACAAUCUAAACAACAAUGAUUAUCAUGAAAAGUAUCAAUUAUUGGUUCAAUGUGACUCAUCAACCAUAUAUAAGCUAUUAAAUUUGAUUUUUAAUGCUUCUAUAUAUAUUUAUAAUAUUUUUUCAAUAUUUUUAAUUUUCUGUUAUUGAUAACUAAUAAUUUAUUAAUAAAUAAUUUCAGUCAGACCUUGUCAGUCUGGAAAUUAAAUUCAAGUAUCACUUUUCAAUUACUGUGAUUUAAAUGACAUAUUUAUGAUAAUUCUUAACUGAGUCUACACAUUUAGGUGUCUAAUUAUAAUUGCUUAUUGAUUAUUAAAAAUAUCUAUUAUAUAGUGAAUAUAAAAUUUGGUCUACUAGCUUUAUUUUUUUAUAGUUAUCAAAUCAUAUAUAAUAUUUGAUAAUUAGGGAUUUGUAAUGUUUUAGAAUAACUAAUUAUUACUUUCCAAACAGAUAUCAGAAAAAGAUAUGGGCCUUUUAAGAGAACGUUUGAAAAGAGCAUCAAAGAAUCGAGCAGUACCAGUUGCUACUGUUCAGCCAACUAUAAAAAUGGUUGCACCGCCUGUGCAACAAGUACCAAUUACUGAUGACGUUGUUAAUGAUCAAUAUAACUCUGAUGAAGAAGAACAUAAUGCUACAUUUAAUAUUUCACAUGAAUCUCAGCAAGAGCCUAGUCCUCAAAGAUACUCAAAUGAUUCACCUUCUAGACCUACAAGUACUUUAUCAUAUAGAUCAGGGAAUAUUCCUACUACUAAUGAACUUCCAUCAUCAUUACGAAUGGGAUUCAGGUGAGAAUAUUUUUCAAUUAAUUUUUUUUUAGUGCAUGAUCUUCAUUUGGUGUAAUUUUCAUAAGUAAAAUAUAUUUAACAUUAUAAAUACUUGAAUUAUUUUUUAUUUGUGGUAUUAACACAGGCUUUUAAUGGACAUUUCGGCUUGCUAUUUUGAAAAAUUAUUACAUAUAUAUAAAUUUAUUACACUAUCACAUAUAUUAUUUCAACGGUACAUUUAAAUUUUGUACAAAUAAUUGUUGCAAUUAACUUUGUUUAUAGAUUUACUCUAUUUAUCUUUUGGUGACAUUUAUUAUGUACAUUAUAUACAUUUACAUUUUUUUUUUCCUUGCAUAGCCAUGCAUUACAGCAUUAGUAUUAACCAAAUUUAUUAUAUACAGAAUUCAAUCUAUUACUAUAGAUAUUUUAGAUAGAUUGUUUUUUUUAUUUUAUCAUUUACUAAUUUUAAUUACUCAAGUUGGUACUAUUUGUAAAGAAGUAAAGAAAAAAAAAAAAAAGAUUGAAAGAAUACAUUGAUUCAUAUAAAUACAAUGGAUUUUACAUUACUUUAAAAAUGUACCUCUAGUUGUAAAAAUUAAAUAAAAAAAAACAAUUUUCAUAUAAUUUAUCCGUGAUGAAUAUUAAACUUGUUGUUUUUUCCGCUUGUGAUCAAGGAAAACUGGAUUUCAGUUGAAAAAAAUUGAAGAGAACUUCCAUUUACAAAUUGAAAUCUAAAAGUUUGGCUAGAUAUCUUGUUAAAUCUCUAUGUGUUAUGAAUACUAACCAUUCCACUUUGAUUGUAUUCGCGAUAGAAAGCAAAGUGGCUGGCAUCUUUUGGUGGUGACAUUAAACAUUGUAUUGGGGACAGCAUGAAAACUGAACUAUUGAUAAAAAUAUGAAAUAAAAAUUAUUGAGAAUUGGUUUACUCGAUUUGUCAUAAUUUAUUAACCCACAUAUUAUGUGUUUUAAUUUUGAUUACACUUUCACAUUUGGUAGCUGCCAACCCUUAAUUAUGGGUCAUGCUUAUUGUGCCACAACACCAAAAACUCGUAAAAAAAACAUAAAUAUUGUCAUGUUACACAAUGUAAAACAUUAUUCUCUUUGUAAACAUAUGCAAAAUAAUUAUUUGAUUUUCAUUCAACAGCCAAUACUAAGAGAAUAUGACUACUUUUCACACUUCUUAAAAAUGCUAUCCUAAAAAAGAAAUGCGAGCAUGGUUUAAAAAUGAAUAUUAUUAAUUUUACAAGUUAUUAUUAUAAUUUAAAAAUAAUGCUCAAAUUAUAUAGAAUAUCUACCUACUGUUAAAUAACUUUAAUAUAGUUAUUAUAUAAUGGAUGUAAUUUUAACAAUUCCAUCGACUUCAUAGGAACAUAGAAACAGGGUUUUUAAUAAAAUCAUUAGUUUUGAUCCUUUGUUGCACACAUUGUUUUUGAAAAUUUUUUCCUUGGAAAAUAUUAAAAGUUAAUAUUACAUAUAAAAAAAGAAACAAAUUUAUGUGGUUUCACUAUAUUAUCACAAUGCUUCAAAGGGUUUAGACAUAUAGCAACGAUUCUUAAUAUUUUAUUAUUAUUUUCCACACAUCCAAAUUCUACAAUAUGAUUAUAUUUCAUUAAUUGCAAACCCUCAAUCAAUGGUCGCUUAAAGUUACCAAUAACACUUAAAAUGUUAGUUAGCUCAACAACCGAAGUAAAUAUAUUUUUUUUUCCUACUUGAUUAUGUAGGUAUUAUGAAAUUGUAUAAAAUAAAUUAAAUUAUUCAUAAAAAACCAACUAAAUAAAUUAUUGACAUUGUGAAAUUGUCAAUUAUCACCAUAGACAGUCAGAAAAAUUACUACAGCUCCUCUAUAUUUGCUUUCUAUUAAAUGUUGAAUGUUAAUUUAGGACUUCAAUAAAAUAUUUGUAUUUUUUUGGCGUUUUUCAUUAUGCUUCUUUUAAAAUAUAUUAUAAUUAGUUUAUUAAUUAAUAUUGGAUUGGUCUUGGACUGGAUUACACUAUAAAGUAUGUACAGUCUGGUAAGUCAAAUAAAAUAUUUCAAAUUUCUUAGUAGAUCAAACGUUCUACUUAUAGCUUAAUAUUUGUAUUUUAAUACUAGACGACCAACUAGUGAAGUCUAUGAUGAACCUCAAACAACACGUUAUGCCCUGGACGAAAAAUUUAUUCAGGAGUUGGAAGCUGAAGAAAUUACAAAACCAGAGUUAAAACUAAAGACAUAUAACUGGAAUGCAGAUCAUGAUGAAAUAACUUUCAGAAAAAGAAUUCAAGAUAAAUCUCAGUAUGUAAUUGUUUAGAACUGUAUAUAUUAUCUAUCCAAUUUCAAUAUAUUAAUUUAAGUAUUUUACUUUUAGGACUUCACCAGAUAAAACAAUAUUAUCAUCUAAGCCAUGUAUAAAUGUGAGUCCAUACAGUACUGCAACUAUUACAAAAAGUCCUAAAACUCCACCAGCCCCUGUGGAUCCUAUUCAGCAAUUAAUAAAUCAAGUACCAUCUCAAAAUAUAGAAACUUCAAAGAACGCAUUAACAAGCCUUGAUCAAAUGCUUUUAAGACCUGAUGUAUGUACACUUUGAAAUAUUGUUUUCAUAUUUACUAUUAAUGUAUUCAUUACAAUUUUUUCAGAUGAGAUCAAAGUUUUUAGAAGGCGGAAAGGUGUUAUCAUUAUUUUAUGCCAUCAUUAAACAAUUUGAUAUUCUAUCUGAAUCUCAUGAUAUUGAUGUCACUGUCGGUUAUAAAAAUAUGUUCAAUUUAUGUUUGAAUGUAAGUAUUACUUGAUUUGAGUUUUGUUUAUUAUUUAUCAUAUUUUGUGAAUUUUAAUUACACUUGGCUUAAUUUUGAUAUAUAUAUAUAUAUAUGUUCCUACUUUUUACAUUGAAUAAAACCAAUUCAGCCUAAUAAUGCAUUAUUAAAUAUAUUUAUUAUCUAUAUAUGUAUGUUUGUAUUUUAUUUUUUUAAGUUGUAUAAAUAUCAAGAAUUCACCUUAAUAUUGAAUGAACAAAUUGUGCGCGAUUUACUUUCAAAAUUGUUAUACCUUCUAAGUAUGAAGGGACCGGAAAAUAGUGCAGACACUCAACUUUUUGGACGAUGUGUUAAUAGUCUUAUUAUGAAUGUAUUGGAACAUUCUGCUCACACUCCAGUUACAUGGUAGCCUUUUACAGAAAAAAUGUGCAAAAUAAUAAAAAAUUAACUAAUAUAUUAAAUAUAUUUAUAGUGCUCUUUUGGGCAUGCUAUAUGACACAGUUAAAUAUCCUCAAAAUUCUUCUACUCAUUACAAAGAAUUGGUUAUGAAAUGUAUAUGGAAAAUAGUAAAAGAUUUUCAAGAGUGGGGAGAAGAAUUAUGCUAUGAUAGAGUUCUUGCUCAUAUUCAUAGAUUCCUAAAAGUAAUUAAAACUUACAUUUUUCUUUUUUAAAUUUACUUUGUUAUUUGCUGUAUUAUUUUUUGUACUAUAUAUUUGUUAGGAGUUUGAUUCUAAGCACUGGAAGAAACAACCAUCUGAUACUCCAUUAAGAACAUGUAAAACUGUUCUUCAUACUAUGGUAAAAACACGUAGUGAUAAAGUAUUGGAAAGUUUAGCCAGUCCAGAAUUUCCUAAAGAAUCAGAAAUGGUUAUUUAUAUACACAAGCUUUUGCGGGUAAAAAUUUAAAACAAAUUGAACUUAAUCAUACAUGUUAUUACAUUACAAAUUAUGUUUAGCAUUUGAACAGUGAAAGUAGACCCGAAAGUAGUAAACGUAAACAUCGAACACCAUAUGACGAAUUAUCUGAUAUAUUCCAAUUAAUAGGCCAACACGAAAACACUGACGAAGUGAGUUAUUGUUUAUAAUUCAUAAAAUAUGUGUAAUAUUUUGUUUGUCGAUAAAACAAUUUAUUUUAGUAAAUAAAUUUAUUUAAGUCAUUAAAAAAUACCAUUUAAUAGUUAAAUUAUUAUGUACAUAACUAAUUUAGUCUUAAGCUUGGGCAAUACGUGGUAUAUUUAGCUAUAUUUAAAAUAUUUAGUUUUAGUUAGUGACUAUAUUAAAUAAUAAAUUCAAUCCACCACAUUUUUGUUUGUUUCUAAAUUGCAGCAGGAUUAAUUUUUUGGUUUUCAAACACCAAUUAAAUGUAUAUUCUUUUAAAUAUGUUAAUUAUUUGUUGUCUUUUAGAAUUAUUAUUUAUUUGACUGGUUAUAUAUUUUAUUAUUUAAAAAAAACAUUUAUUUUUGUUUGGUAAACCUAACCUUGGUUAGUGGAUAACAAGUUAUAUUACCAAAUGGAAAACCAGUUAGAUAAAAUAUCUUUAAAACUCAUAUCAUAAAUAUAUCUAAAACUUUAUUUUAUAUAGUAAAUGUAUAUACAUUAUGAGAAUAACUAAAAAAUAACUGAUCUUAAUACAAUUGAAAAUAUUUGAGAUGAACACAAUUUUUUUACUUUGUUUAUAAAUAGGAGGUUCUAAGAUCUGCAGAAAAAAUUGAGGUAUUAAUGAUUUUGAGUUUAACAAGUUAAUGUGAAUUAUAUUUUAAAAUAUUUCAAGAAAUAAAUUCUAUAUCUGCAUUACUUAGAUCUCUUAUAAUAAUAAAUAUAUACUUGUGAAUACUUCAAUAUUUUAUAUUUAGAAAGUACGUAAUUAUUAAAUGUGUCUUUCUGUUUUAUAUAAGGGCAUACAACAACUACAUAGAUUUAAAAUAAAGCAUCCUAAUAUUGAUAUUGAACCUCACAUUUCCAAAACUACAAAAUAUUUUCAAGAUUACAUCCAUCGCAAACUAUCUGCAAUUGAAGAUAAUUUAAAAAGCUGUUUAGUUGAACCAAAUGGUAAUUUCUUAUUUUGUUAAAUUUGAAUAAUGGUAUUAAUAUAUUAUAAUUAAAUUUAGGUAAUAACGACAGUGUAAAACCAAUUACAUCCACGCCAUUGCGAAAACUUGAUUCUGCUGUUCCGAGUGAAGCUGAUGGUUUCAUGAAACGGUUGCAAAUAUUAAAAAUGAAAGCAUCAAGAGAAGAAGCAUAUGGUUUACCAAAUGGAGAAUGUAAUGGAAACAAUAGACUGGAUGAAGAUUCACAAGACGAAGAUCUGCCGAUGCUCAACACAAGUCGUUCCCCCCGCAAAUAAAUUGUUAUUCCAUUUAUAGUAUUAUUUUCAAACAAAUGCUCUGAUAUAGAUCAAUCAGUAUGCCAAAAUCCUUUCACUAUUCUUCUAUCAAGACUGAAAACCCAAAAAAAGUAACGCUAUUUAUUUAUUAUUUUUUGUUUUAUAUUCGCUUCAUUAUAAUAAUAAAAUAUUGACAUUUUUUGUGUGUAUGAGUAUUGUGAAUUAAGAAAGCUUGUUGUGUAAACAAAUACAAUAUAUUUAUGUAUAAUUUAUUUUUAAUAUUUUAUUUUAGUGACUUUAACAUAAUACAUUUAUUUUUAAUAUAUAGGUACUUAACAGAUAACACAAAAUUUACACUUUAGUAUUUUAGACUUGUCAAGUAUUAAUAUUAACAUUUUGUGAUUAUUUUUAAUUUCUAUUAAAUUCAAUGUAUAUGAUCAAAACUUGGUUUUGUUUAUUAUGUUUUCUACUUGAACAACAAAAUUUGAAAACUCAGGGUUUUUUAUUAAACUGAUUAUUGUGUUUUCCAAAUUAAUUUUUUCAGAUAAUAAUUUUGGAAUAUCUGUCACUUCUAAACCAUUAUUUUUCAAUGUAUCGACACAUUUAACUGCUGAAGGUUUAUCAUAAAAGCUGAGAACCCACUUACCAUGGUAAUAUUUAUCAAAUGACAUAAUUCCUAAAUAAAGAGUAGAAUACAAAAUGUAUGUUUUGGGCGUGAGGUAAAUUAUUUCACUGAGUAUUCCAUUUGUGAAUAUAGUUAAUGAGUGAUUCUGAUACAAUACACUGGUUUUUAUAUUUGAUUUUAUAAUAGUCGGUUGAGUAGAAUUUUCACAACUUGAACUUAAGUUUGAAUAGCUCUUAAUGUUCCAUGACUCUGUAUAUUCCCAAUAUUGCAUUUGUUCAGACUGAAGAAAA